This is a messenger RNA of Cuscuta campestris, 1208 nucleotides long. NCBI's taxonomy places the organism in Eukaryota, Viridiplantae, Streptophyta, Magnoliopsida, Solanales, Convolvulaceae. The record is from the annotation of a GenBank genome assembly.
AGAACGCUGAUAUUUCUUCUACCUGGGAAAGAGAGAAGAUUUGGGAUCUUGUCUUGGCGACCCCAGGUGCUGUUGAGAGAUCCAAUUGUGAUUAACAAUAAAUGACGUCUUCUGAGGUAGAUCCUGAUGUGGUUAGGUGGGGUCUCCAUCUUAUAGAUGUUUGUACUAUCAAUGAUGGUGGUUCUCCUGUCACCAUUACUCAGUAUGAUGAGGACAUGUCUCAAACUGAAUUUAUUAGAGAAGGUUACUGUGAUACUUCAGCUUCACAGUUACCUCAAACUGAGUUGAUCGGCAAAGGUUACUAUGAUACACCACAUGCUUAUGUGGAGAAUGAUGAGAUAAUUGCUCAUACCCUUCAAGAGGAAUUAUCACGAAUUGCAGUUGCUGAAUCCUCAGGAUCUUCACAUGAUGAGGAAGAAAAUCAGAAAGAGUCUGUUCUUUCUCAGGAUUGGCUGGGAUCGUCAAAGAGACACUGCGAAUCCGAUUGAAGAUGAAUCCACUCUUGAUGGUGAAGUUGGCAAAAGAUUGAACCAGAUGGUUUCUGUUCCUCAUGUUCCCAAAAUUAAUGGAGAAAUACCUUCAGUUGAUGAAGCUACUUCAGAUCAUCAGAGGCUAAUGGACAGGCUCGAGCUAUAUGAACUUGUUGAGUCAAAAGUUUCAGGAGAUGGCAACUGCCAGUUCCGGUCACUAUCAGAUCAAAUAUAUCGUACCAGUGAGCAUCAUAAAUUUGUGAGGGAACAGGUUGUCAAGCAGCUCAAAUCCCACCCCGAGUUGUAUAGGGGUUAUGUUCCUAUGGAAUACGAUGAGUACCUUAAGAAAAUGAGCAAGAGUGGUGAAUGGGGUGACCAUGUCACAUUGCAGGCUGCUGCAGAUGUGUAUGGUGUGAAGAUAUUCAUCAUUACAUCAUUCAAGGAUACAUGCUACAUUGAGAUACUUCCACACACACAGAUAUCAAAGAGAAUUAUUUUCUUGAGUUUUUGGGCAGAAGUGCAUUAUAACUCCAUAUAUCCACGAGGAGAGUUGCCAAUAGUUGAGGGUGACAAGAAAAAGAAGAAAUGGUGGCGGCUUGGGAAAGACUGACUUUUUAAACUUGUGUGAGGCAAGUCCCUCCCUCUCCAGUCUCUCUAUUUGGUGGCUCUCUCUAAGUUCUCUAGUUUGGGAAGGACUGAAAAGAAGGGACAAACGAAAAUCAGCUUGAUAGGAUUGUG